Messenger RNA from Owenia fusiformis, 1339 nucleotides. Lineage: Eukaryota; Metazoa; Annelida; Polychaeta; Sabellida; Oweniidae. The record is from the annotation of a GenBank genome assembly.
CUCAGAUAAAAUGACAUUCAUGGAAAGGAUGCUUAAUUCAGCAGCCCAUUUUGCAAAUGCACUUGCUAUAUAUCCUGAUAUGGGAGAGCUAAAGAGACUGAAUGAAGAGCAUAGGUUGAAUAUCUCCAUUGAUCGGCAGAGAGUAGAUCUCAUAAUAAGUAACAGUCAUAUUGCAUUGGAAUACCCAAGACCUCUCAUGCCCAACCAUGUAUACAUUGGUGGUUAUACACUUGAACCACCAAAGCCUCUUCCUAAAAAUAUCAAUGACAUACUAGCUGACUCACAAUUUAAUGAUAUUAUCAUUGUAAGCUUUGGUUCAUUUGUUAAAGAUUUGAUGAAUCCUGAAAAAUAUGAAAUUCUUGCUGAAGCAUUUGCAAAACUCCCAUAUACCAUACUAUGGAAACACACUGAGAACCCACCUGCUAACCUCGGAGAGAACACCCAUUUAAUAACAUGGCUACUUCAGAAAGAUUUACUGGGAUAUUCAAAAACAUGCCUCUUUGUGACACAUUGUGGAAGGAGCUCAUUCUUGGAGACAAUUUAUCAUGGUGUACCAGUUAUUGCCUUGCCAUUAUCGUUUGACCAGCCUAAAAAUGCAAAUCUAUUAAGCAACCAUUUACAAAUGGGAGUUACAUUGGAUAUUAACACUCUUGUGGCCGAUGAACUUGAGCAAGCUAUUCUUAAUGUACUUUCUGAUCCAAAAUAUACAGAAAAUGCAAGGAAAGCAAGUGAUUUGUUCAAAGACAAUCCUGUGUCUCCAAGAGAAACAUUGCUGUACUGGGUGAAUUAUGUUAUUAAACAUGAUGGAGCUGAUCAUUUGAAAUCCCAAGGAAUGAAUAAUCUCGCAUGGUAUCAGUACUUCUUGUUGGAUAUCAUUGGACUGGUACUUUUGACUUUGGUUAUUCUUGCUAUUAUAUCUUUCUAUUUGUGCCGGUUUGCAAUCAGAUGUUUUAAGUUUUGUUUUAAAAGGAAGCAAGAUUAAUAUUAUGCUCUUUGAAUGCAAUGGUACAACAAUACUGCAGAAAAAUUUAACAAAUCCAUCUAAAAUGAAAAGUACAGUAUCUGUAAUGAAAAUUUGUAAAUAAAUAAAUGUUGAAGUUGACAAUGUUUCUUUGUGGAUUCAAUAAUAUUUGAGGAUAUUGGGGGUUCUUUUCCCUUACGACCAGUUUUAUUCCAAUCAAAGUUACAUGUCUGUUUACCUCAAAAAUAUCCAAUUUGGGAAAAUAUGUAAAAAUUGCUUAUUUUCUAAAACAAUAUCUACAUGUUCUAAAAUUAAGCAUAUGAAGGAAUAUAUUAAGCAUAUUAAUAACUUGUGUAAAACCACUAUUCGAGUAGAGAG